UGUCAGCCCCCGCCCCUCCCUGAGGGAGCCCCAAAUUCCCCGGAAGCAGGGACUUCCCAGGGCUCUUUUCCUCGGCAGGGGGCUGGUGCUUUCCAGGGGAAUGGGUGCUAGGGGUGGGCGUGGGGCUGGAUAGCUGAGCGCCCACUUCUGGGGGGGGCUCCAGCACCAUUUCUGGGGGAGGGCUCCUGUCUCAGACGGUGGCCCACACCUCUGGGGAGCUGCCCCCCACUCCUGCCUUCUCCCAGGGGCCUGGAGCUGCGGGACAUCCACUGCUGCCAUUCCCUCCUGCAGACCCAGCCCCCGGCCCCCUCCCCUUGCACCCCGGCCAGGCGGGCACCUGAGCCCACCUGCCCAGUCCUGUCCUGCGCUGGGUGUGUGGAGCCUGCUGGGCGUGUCUCAGCGGAUUCCUGGGGCCCGCCCUGCCCACUGCCGCCCACCCGCCCAGGAUCUCAGAGAGGCCACGGCUUAAAGCUUGGAGCUGGGAGAGGAUCCCCACACCCCAGGAGAAGGAGAGAGGGGCUCACGGUGACAGUGCUCUGGGAUGAACUGGCCUGAGAUGAGGCCGCUGCUGCUGCUGUGUGUGGUGCUGCCAGGCCUGUGGUGCACCCCCCAAGCCUGCUCCAGGGGCGCCUGCUACCCACCUGUGGGAGACCUGCUGGUCGGGAGGACACACCUGCUCCACGCCUCAUCCACCUGUGGCCUGAGCCGGCCUGAGACCUACUGCACCCAGUACGGGGAGUGGCAGGUGAAAUGCUGCAGGUGUGACUCCAGGCUGCCGCACAGCUACAAUGGCCACCGGGUGGAGAAUGUGGCCACAUCAGGACCUGCACGCUGGUGGCAGUCCCAGAACGACGUGAGCCCCGUCUCUCUGCAGCUGGACCUGGACGGGAGGCUACAGCUGCAUGACAUCAGUAUGGACUUCAGGGGCCCACUGCCGGCCGGCCUGCUGAUCGAACGCUCGGUGGACAAGGGCAGGACGUGGAGAGUGUACCAGUACCUGGCUGCCGACUGUGAGGCCACCUUCCCGCAUGUGCGCCAGGGCCGGCCACAGAGCUGGGGGGACGCACGCUGCCAGCCCCUGCCCCUCAGCCCCGGCAGGUGGCCCGACGGGGGCAAGGUGCAUCUCAGUCUGCUGGACUUGGCCUCUGGGGUUCCGGCCACUCGAAGCCAGAAGAUUCAGGAGCUGGGAGAGAUCACCAACCUGAGGGUGAACUUCACGCACCUGGCGCCCCUGCCCCAGCGCAGCGUCUACCCUCCCAGUGCCUACGUGGCCGUCUCCCGGCUGCGCCUGCAGGGGAGCUGCUUCUGCCACGGCCACGCCGACCGCUGCGCCCCCCCCAGCCCCCCGCCCGGAGCACCCCGUGGUCCUGCCAGCACCCUGCAGGUGCACGAGGCCUGUGUCUGCCAGCACAACACGGCAGGACCCAACUGUGAGCGCUGUGCCCCUCUCUUUAAUGACCGGCCCUGGGCACCCGCAGAUGACCAGGACCCCCACGCGUGCCAGAGGUGCGACUGCAACGGCCACUCAGAGACCUGCCACUUCGACCCAGCGGCGCUGGAGGCCAGCGGGGGGGCGCAUGGGGGCGUGUGUGACGACUGCCAGGACCACACGGAGGGCCCCCACUGCGAGCACUGCCAGCUGCACUACUUCCGGAACCGGAGGCCUGGCGCGCCCGCCCAAGAGGCCUGCAUCCCCUGUGAGUGUGACCCGGAUGGGGCGGUGCCCGGGGCCCCCUGCGACCGGCUGAGCGGGCAGUGCGUGUGCAAGGACCACGUGCAGGGGGAGCGCUGCGACCUGUGCAAGCCGGGUUUCACAGCCCUCAGCCAAGCCAACCCGCAGGGCUGCCGCCGCUGCGAAUGCAGCGUCCUGGGGUCCCGGCGGGACAUGCCCUGUGACGAGGAGAGCGGACGCUGCCUGUGUCUGCCCCACGUGGUGGGUCCCCAGUGUGACCAGUGUGCCCCCCUCCACUGGAAGCUGGCCAGCGGCCGGGGCUGCGAGCCCUGUGCCUGUGACCCCCACAACUCACUCGGCCCCCAGUGCGACCAGUUCACAGGGCAGUGCCCCUGUCGGGACGGUUUCGGGGGCCUGACGUGCCACGCCGCCGCCAUCCGCCAGUGUCCCCCAGGCUCGUACGGGGACCUGGCCGCCGGAUGCAGAGCCUGUGACUGUGACUCCCGGGGCACCGAGGGCCGGGUCUGUGACAGGACGUCUGGCCACUGCCUGUGCAGGCCGGGCCUGACCGGGACCCGCUGUGACCAGUGCCAGCGUGGCUUUUGUGACGGCUUCCCCGCGUGCGUGGCCUGCCACCCCUGCUUCCAGGCCUUCGAUGCCGACCUCCGCGGCCUGGCUCGGCGACUCCGCGGCCUUCACAACGUCAGCACCGGCCCCGGGGACCACGGCCUGGCUGCCCGCUUGCGGGAUGCCCGGGGCCAGCUGGAGCAGGUGCGGGCCGCGCUGGGCGGUGCUGCCGGUGCUGAGCGGGACGUGGCACGGCUGCGGGACACCGUGUCCUCCCUCAGGCGGGCCGUCCAUGAUCUGCAGCUGGACACACCCCUGGAGGAGGAGAGCCUGGCCCUCCCAGGAUCCCUGGAGCAAGUGGCCCGGGGGCUGCACCAUCUCCUCCUGCUCUACCAGGACAGGAGAGAGCAGCUCCAGACAGUCAGCAGCACCGACCCCUCAGGUGCCCUCCGGGUGCUGGCCCAGGCCCACCAGCGCUCCUCCCAGGCUGCUCAACAGGUGGCCGACGGUGCCCGCCAGUUGCUAAGGACCAGGGAGAGCCGUCGGGAGGCCGAGGGGCUUCAGCUGGGGGCCAUGGGGACCUCGGGAUCCGGGGGCCCCCAGCUGGCCGCCCUGAGGCGGGAGAUGGCGUCCCUGCCCGACCUGACCCCCUCCAUCAACAAGCUCUGCGGGGGCUCCCGGCAGAUGCCCUGCACCCCAGAAGCGUGUCCCGGAGAGCUGUGUCCUCGUGACAACGGCACGGCCUGUGGGCCCCACUGCAGGGGCGCCCUCCCCAGGGCGGGUGGGGCCCUGCGCACGGCGGGCCAGGUGGCCGAGCGGCUUCGGGGCUUCGAUGCCCAGCUCCAGCAGACCCGGCAGAUGAUCCGGGCCGCGGAGGAGGCCGCCUCGCAGGUGCGCUCCGAGGCUCAGCGCCUGCAGACCCAGGUGGGCGCCAGCCGCUCGCAGAUGGAGCAGGACGUGGGCCGCGCCCAGCAGCUCAUCCAGCAGGUGCGGGCCUUCCUCACAGACCCGGGCACGGCCGCCGCCACCAUCCAGGAGGUCAGUGAGGCGGUGCUGGCUUUGUGGCUGCCCACUGACUCGGCCACAGUGCUGCAGAAGAUGGACGAGGUGCAGGCCCUGGCCGCCAGGCUGCCCAACGUGGACCGCGUGCUGUCCCAGACUCAGCAGGACAUCGCGAGGGCCCGCAGGCUGCAGGCCGAGGCCGAGCAGGCCAGGAGCAGAGCCCACGCGGCUGAGGCCCGGGUGGAGGAGGUGGCCGGCAGCCUUCGCCAGGGAUCUGCGGCGCUGCAGGAGGCCCAGGACACCAUGCAGGGCACCGGCCGCUCCCUGAAGCUCAUCCAGGACCGGGUGGCCGAGGUGCAGCAGGUGCUGGGCCCAGCAGAGAGGCUGGUGAAGGGCCUGGCGCAGCAGCUGGGCGGCUUCCGUGCCCGCGUGGAGGAGCUGGGCCGCCGGGCCGGGCAGCAGCGGGCACAGGCCACCCAGGCCCGGCAGCUUGCGAGGGACGCCAGGCAGCAGGCACUCAGCACCCAGGAGGGCCUGCAGAGUCUGAAGCGCAGAUACACAGAGCUGAAGGCACGGCUGGGGGGGCGCCCUGCGCUGGGCGAGCAGGGAGGCCGCAUCCUGGGUGUGAAGACAGAGGCGGAGAGGCUGUUUGGGGAGACCGUGGACAUGAUGGACAGGAUGAGAGACCUGGAGGAGGAGCUGGGGCGGGGCAGCAGAGCCGUGGUCCUGCGCUCAGCUGACCUGGCGGGGCUGGAGAGGCGCGUGGAGCAGAUCCGGGACCACAUCAACACACGCGUGCUUUACUAUGCCACUUGCCAGUGAAGUCGUGCGCCCUGCAGGCCUCACUCACCCACCUCACCCAGCCUCUCACUUGCCAGAGGGGCCCAGGCCCUCACCUGAGACUCAGAGCCUGCACUGCCGUGGGCUGGGCAGGUGUGUGCUUGGUCUUCACCUGGCACGCUGGGUGAUCAGUCUGGGGUCAGCCUCCAUGAGGCCCAGACCCGAGGUGGCCUUGUCGUCAAACCAGAGACCCUGAGGAGGGAGCCUGUCCGCCCGUCUGCCCUCCGGCCCGCUCUCCAUCCCCAGCCUGAGCCCUGUUCCUCGAACCCCUGCCCUGUGAAGCAAUAAAAGCUCAUGUCAGCA
This is a messenger RNA of Erinaceus europaeus (western European hedgehog), 4384 nucleotides long. RefSeq names its product laminin subunit beta 3 (gene LAMB3). The transcript has 23 exons. The record is from RefSeq and is a predicted model, not a curated record. The coding region runs from base 542 to 4063 and encodes 1173 amino acids. Lineage: Eukaryota; Metazoa; Chordata; Mammalia; Eulipotyphla; Erinaceidae.